Molecule: messenger RNA, 1080 nt
Organism: Paraphaeosphaeria sporulosa
Lineage: Eukaryota; Fungi; Ascomycota; Dothideomycetes; Pleosporales; Didymosphaeriaceae
Exons: 2
Coding region: 1-798 (265 amino acids)
Biological process (GO): retrograde transport, endosome to Golgi; Golgi organization; lysosomal transport
Cellular component (GO): EARP complex; membrane; GARP complex
Source: RefSeq, a predicted model, not a curated record
AUGUCCACCAUAGCAUCGCCGCGACCAAGCUCGUCCAUACGCAGCCCCUCCUCCACUCGCGCCUCCUUCGAAUCUUCCGCUAGACCACCUUCGACCACGCGCCGCAACCGGGCCGCGCUGCGCGACUACUAUGGCCUCAAAGCUGCGAAAGACAACGAAGCGAAGAUAUCGGAAGAAUCGACCAGGACCGAGCUUGCCCACGAAGACGACGAGACUCUGACCGAGCUCGAUGCUACCGACUUCGACGCCGACGCAUACGUGAAUACCCUGUUAGCGAAGGAAGGCCUGAAGGGUGUGCUCAGAGUGGAAGCAGACCUGGUGUCGCAAAUACGAAAUCUCGACAGCGACCGCAAGUCUCUCGUCUACGAUAACUACUCUAAGCUGCUCUCCGCGACCAGUACCAUCCGCCGCAUGCGCGGAAACAUGGACCCUCUCGCACCUACCACACACACUCUCGGUCCGGCCAUAGCACAUAUUGCUGAGACCGCCGCCUCGCUCUCAUCUUCGAUGCAGGCACUGCCCGCAAAACCGCAGGGCUUAGGGAUAGACAUACAGGUCGAGGGCGAAGACAAGGGCAGAGUGGGAGUGGCUACGAAGCAGAAGCAGAAAGACACCGUGCGCUGGGUCCUGGAUACGCCAAGGCGACUACAAGAAAUGAUCGACCAGGAGCAGGACGAAGAGGCGGAGAAGGAGUGGGAAGAUAUCAGCCAGAUAUUGGACAAGUGGGAUGGCGUCCCGGGCGUACCAGAGCUGAGGCAAAGAUGUGAGGCAAUCAUGCAAGUGGAAGAAUCGGAGUGAUGCAGCAGUGUCUUGAAAGUGAAGGCAGACAUGCGAAGACUAUAAGACCCGGCGACAUUCAGGUGAUAUACCUUCGUUACGCAUAUAUCGUAUCGCAAGCGACGAACACACGCUGUAAAUCAUGUAACGACACCACCGUGUCGAGACCGUUAGAACGCUGUAUGGAUCCAGCCACGGCAUGAGGAGAACAUUGUUCACCCGGUGGAAUCCGGGCAGCCUUGUGUCUUGACACCAUCUCGAUUUCGCGGUGUGAGCUGCCUGCUGGGUGCGACAGGUGGUCCU